Molecule: messenger RNA, 9898 nt
Organism: Microplitis demolitor
Lineage: Eukaryota; Metazoa; Arthropoda; Insecta; Hymenoptera; Braconidae
Exons: 6
Coding region: 1252-9663 (2803 amino acids)
Biological process (GO): regulation of transcription by RNA polymerase II
Cellular component (GO): chromosome
Molecular function (GO): nucleotidyltransferase activity; chromatin insulator sequence binding; zinc ion binding
Source: RefSeq, a predicted model, not a curated record
ACCUAUUAAUAAUAAUAGUUAAAAAAUUUAGACAAUUCAUUUUAUAGGAGAUACUGUACUAUUGAUAUAAAUCUUUACGAAAAAUUAAUUUUAUAUUUUAUGAACGUACGUUCAAAUUGAACUAUUUUUACUUGUAAAUAAUAAAAAGAUAAUUGUUGGUAGAAAAUGAUUAGAUAAAUAACUGGAAAAUCAAAGGAAAUAAUUUAAAUAUUAAAUAUUUGCUUUCCCGCGUUUUUUGCCUAACAGUAAAAAGCAGGAUUCAUGUCUGUAAAUAAAAAUAAUUUUUUUCCAGGUUCUGAGGAAACGAUAUAAGAAAAAAAUUACAUACUUUCAAAAGCUUGAAUGAACAAAUUUGUAAAUUUUUUAAUAACUUUACCUUCGAAUUAAUAAUUAUUUAUUUUAUAAUAAAUAAUUUUUAGUCUAGAAUGAAACGAUGCUUGACGACAAUGACUCAUUAAAAUAUAUUUAAAAAUAAAUGCAUGGUAGCGUUACUUUUAAUUUCAAUAAUAAACUUAUUUUGUAAAAUUCGUGGGUAGCAAGCAGUCGCUUAACCUCACAUUCGGUCUUCGAUUUCAAUACAUAGUUAAAGUGGUAUAAAAUUAAAUUAUCUAAAUAAAUAAAUAUAUAAACUUAUGAAAUAUUUAUACACUACAUUAAUAUAUUAAAUUUAAAUAAAUUUUGUAUUAAAUAAUUAUUUUGUUUUGUUUUGAGCUGCUGUGUGUAGUUCAAUAAUUAUUGAAUGUCAUUUAUUUUCUGCAUGUUUAAAAUAAAUUUUAUAUAUAAAUUAUCCGUAUGAAUUCAGUGAAUUUCAGUGUUUAAAUAUUUAUAAAAUCUACUAAAAAUUAUUUUUAAUCAAAACAAAAUCUCCCUUGGAUGUCGUAUAUUGAUAAAACCAGCGUGAAAUUUAUUUAUUUACAUAAUUAUCUGAAAUAAAUAUGAUAAAUACUGAAGAUCAUAUAUAAAUCUGAUGUUUCCACGUGGUGGUGAUACAGAAAAACAAGAGAUCGAGGUCAGUCAUUCUACAUCAGUUAAAAAAUAUAAGAACAUAUGAUGCAAGUGACAGGACUUGUAUUUUUUCUAUCAAUAAAAUACAGCAGCUAAAUUACAUUUUUGAAUUAAAAAAUUUAAAUAUUUAUCGUAACACAAGAUAAUCGAAAGCUGGUUUACGCCUAUCGUUCACGUCAUAUUUGUAGUAUUUAAUUACUAUCUAUUGUCAAUGGUAACUUACGAAUAAAGUAAAAGUUUAACAAAAUGACUAGAAGUAGAAAAAAAAAUAAUAAAGAAAAAACAACUAGACAUUUAGAUGAUGAUAAAUCAGUCAUGUGUUUUAUUUGUUCUGUCGAAGAGAAAUGGUCAGAGCACAAGAAAAACAAACAACAUCUAUCGAAAAUGAGAUUUUUCGCCCAAUCUUUCGUUGAUAUUUCAAAUCUAAAUGUCAGAUGUAAACUCUGUAAAAGUUUAGUUCCUAAACCCGCGUUUCAAAAACAUGCGAGCGAGAAACAUCAAUUGAUUCCCUGGUAUAGACCAAAGGAUGAGUUUACGACAUAUUGGAAAAAUGGUAUCACGAAUGUUGGAGAAGAAUAUCGCUGUCAUUUUUGUGAUAAGACUCACAGUUGUUGGUAUGUGUCAAUUGCACAUGUAGGAAAUAAAACUCAUCAAAAAGUUUUUGAAGAUCACGUAAGACUGAAUGACUCUAAUACUACAGCGUUGACUGAAAAAAAUUGUCAGCAGUUUGUUACUAAUGGUAUUGUUUUGUUAAGUUGUACGCAGCUGCUAUGUUGGAUAUGUGAUUGUACUAUUGUUGGGCAUGAAAAUGCUGAUAAACAUAUUGCUGGUGAAACCCACCAGAGUAAUUUAGCUGAAAGGUGUAAAAAAGUAUCUGGAAAAUGUAAUUUAAUCUCUACGACUGGGGAAUCUAAGAAGGAAAAGUUCCUCAAGUGUUUUGAAAAUUUUAUUAUGAAACGUCACGUUGAUUAUUAUUGCAAUUUGUGUAAUACUAAUUACUCAUCGUUCUCUUCAGUAGUUAGUCAUAUUGAAAAUCCAGAGCAUCAGGAUAUUUUGUUAAGUAAAAGACAACUUAAAGGUAUUGGUGAUAUUCCAUUUAUGGCAAAUACUUGUAAACUGCUUGUCAAAAAUAAUAUUUUUCAAUUAAAUACUCAGCAAUUAGAAUGUUGCUCAUGUAAAUCCAUUAUUUCGUCUUACUGCUUUAUCAACGAUCAUCUUAACAGUCAAAAUCAUAAAAGUAACUUGGGAUUUAUUUCUGCACAAGCAAACAUAUCAGUUCCCUCUACAGAUAAUACUGAUGGUACUUCAAGUAGAGGGAGUGAUGACAUGGAAAAUAAUCUAUUUCAAUCGUCUGAAUUAGCAGAAAAUUUUCCUGAAUACUGGGAUAAUUUUAUUGAAAAACGCCAGGAUAAUUAUUACUGUCACUUGUGUAACAUUCAAUUGCAUACGUCCUCUGCAGUGAUUACACAUUUAGAUAAUCAAGAGCAUAAAAAUUUAGCGAGACACAGAGAAAUUAGUAGAGUAGUAAUUGAUGGAAGUUUUCCUGAAUCGGAUUAUUGUAAAUUAUUUGUUGAAAAUGGAAUUUUUAAAAGUGAUACAGAAAUACUUGAAUGUUAUAUUUGUAAAUGCUUAUUAGGAUCAUACGAAGACGCAGUUAAACAUAUUUGUGACCCGUCACACAAAACUCAACAGCAAUUUCUAUUUGAUUUUCAAUUACCAGCCAAACGAGAGAGUAAUGAGACACAAAAAUAUCCAGAUUAUCUUUUUGUAAACUACCAAGAGGACGAUGAAAAAGUAUUAACAUGUUUUAUAUGUUCUGUCGAAGACUUGUGGAAAAAUCACAAGGAAGACAAAGACCAUUUGUCCAAGCUCCGGUUUUUCUUCUCAACUUUCAUGGAUUAUCCAGGAGAUCAUGUCGUUUGCAAACUGUGCAAGAAUAAUAUUCCUAAAGGUUCAGUGAUAGAACACGCUGCGAAAAAACAUCAAGCGAUACCCUGGUACAGACCGAAGGAUGAGUUCGAUACGUAUUUCAGUAAUUUCAUUCGACUUAUCGACAAUAAUUAUUACUGUUAUUUGUGUAGUAAAAUUAUUAAGCAUUGGUAUCUUGCCUUGGAGCACGUAAACGAUUCGAGGCAUUCUGGCUGCGUUAAAAUGUUUUUUGAUGAUAAAGGCAUUGAUAAAAAAGCUAUAUCAAGAAAACUUAAUAAAAUUUAUGUUGCUAAUAAUAUUUUUCCAUUCAGUUUCUCACAGUUACGGUGCUGGAGCUGUAAUUUUAUCAUUGAUGGAUACAAAAAUGCCGAGGAACAUAUCGGUAGCGAUGAACAUAAGAAAAGUAUCACAACUUUUGUUUUUGAAUCAACACCUGAAGAGUGGGAUAAAAUAUCUAUUUGUGAUGAUCCAGAGACUGUUGAUGAUGUAGAUUCCAGUGCACGGGAAAUUGUAAUUAAAAAUCCUGAAGAUGGAUCGAUAUUUAGUCGUAGUCUUGAAAAAAGUAUUGACUGUAAUGAGUCAAAAGUGUCUCUCUCAAGCUACUCACCAAUCAAUAUUAAAACUAUAAAUAUUAGUGACAGCUAUAAUGAGGAUCAUGUCGACUCUAUUUCUAUUCAGUCAACGGAAUCAUAUUCUGCAAUGGACAAUAAAUUUUUAAAGUUCUUUGAAAACCACAUUGGACGCAGUACUGAUAGUUUCUAUUGCAAUUUAUGUUACGUGCAUUUGUCUUCUGAGUAUUUGGCAUUGGUACAUAUCGAUGAAACCCAACAUCAAUUAUUAAAAACAAUAACGUUUGGUUUUGAUAAAAUUGAUAUAAUAAAAUCUUAUCCUCCGGAAGCUUAUGAACGAUUUAUUGAUAAUUUUAUAUUUCCAAAAAACAAUAAUAAUAAUACAUUAGAAUGUAUUUUAUGUCAAGUAUCGAUGUCGUAUACUAAAGGAGAGAUCCAUAUUAAUAGUAACCAACAUGCCAAAGAAAGUUUACUGAGAAUUAAUAAUUAUUUAAUGCGUGGAAAAAAUAUUUCUGCUGGCACAGAAAUCGUACCUGAGUCUACAGGUGCAAAGUUCGAUGGAACUGCGCUAAAGGAACACAGUGAUGAUGUUAUUGAUUCUCUAGGAGAAUCAGAGGUCCAUUUUUUUAAAUAUUUUGAAAACUAUAUUUCAAAACAUGAAAAUUAUUAUUACUGUUAUUUGUGUAAUAAAAAUUUAUUAUCGUCGUCUUUAGUAAUGGCACAUAUAGACCAUCCAAUUCAUCGGAAUCUUUUAGAAAUUAAAGUAAAAACUAAACAAAUAACCGACCAAAUUCCACAAGUGUCAGACUUAUGCAAGCUUUUUGUUACAAAUGAUAUUUUCAGAUUUAGUAACGACAAUUUUAAAUGCUUUUUAUGUAAAUGUCGUCUUGACACUUGCGAAAAUGCGGUCGUCCAUAUUGAAAGUCACCAUGAGAAUAAAAAUAAUAAUUCUGCUUCUAUUAAAUCAUCAGUUAAACAAAAAUCUGAUUUACCUCAAGUACUAGCUGAUAAUAAUCAGUCGGUAAUUACUGCUAGCCGAUCUAAAACUGAUUCAGCCAAUAAAAGUCCUACUAAGAGAAAAGCUCAAGUUAUUUUAAAUAAUAAUAAUUAUGUUAAAGCAGAAACUGAAGCGAAUGGACAUAAUCGAGAGAUACCACUGUCUGAAUUAGAAGACAUGUCUAUCAAGUGCUUCAAAAAUUUUAUUUUCGUAUGGAAGAGUUUGUAUUAUUGCAAUUUAUGUGAUAUAUUUAUUUUCAAUUACAAAAGAAUAAAGUUGCACAUAAAUGAACCAGUUCAUCAAGAUCGGCUUAAACAAAAAAGAAAAAAGAAAAAAACUGUUGGUGAAACUCUUUAUCUGCCAAAUUUUUAUGAACAACUGGUCAGAAGUAACGUCUUCGAAAAUAACUUUUCUUCGUUGUAUUGUUUCACGUGUAAAUGUAAUAUUUCCUCUUACAAAAGUGCUGAGGAACAUAUUUAUGGAAGAAAUCAUGAAGUAAAUAAUUUAGAAAUGUUUAGUAAAGAAGAAAAUUCUCCAUCGGUCAGUAUUGAUGAAUUAGUACUGCCACAAUUACCCGAAUCUAGGCAUUGCUUUGUAGAAUACUUUGAAAAUUUAAUUGAAAAACGCCUCAGUGAUUAUUACUGUCACUUGUGUCAAAUUAAUUUGUCUUCAUCGUUUAAAGUAACGACCCACAUAAAUCAUCAAGAUCACAGUAAUCUCGUAAAACUUAGGAAGGAAAAAAUUUAUAUCACAGUGCAGUACACAUUGUAUUUAUAUGAAUUGUCUGUCAGAAAUGCCGUUUUUCAAGAUAAAUCUUCUACCCUAAAAUGCUUCAAGUGCAAAUCUUCUGUUCAAUUAAAAAAUGCUGAAACACAUAUCCUUGGUUCGCAACAUAAAACAAAUUUGAAACUUUUAUCAUCAUCAAAACCAGAGACAUCAUCAGAAACUUUUACUAAUAAUAAUAAAUCCGUAAUUAUUAAUAACCAGUCAUCCAAAAGUGACUCCUUCAAUCAAUUAAAAAGUUUAAAUAGUAGCCAAGUUUCUUCAGCUGAUGAAGAAACUAUUGCAAUAGAACUAUCGAAGCCACUCACUAAUUCAAAAAAUCAAUAUCUCAAAUGUUUUGAAAAUUUUAUUUACAUACGUGACAGUGACUACUAUUGUAAUUUAUGUAAAAAAUAUUUUUUGACAUCAUCUUCAAUGCUGUCACAUAUAAAUCAUACAGACCACAAUAAUUUGUUGAUAAAGAAAAGACAACAUCAAGAAAUUGUUGACCACCAAGUUUUGUAUCUGCCAACUUUUGUCGAGUUACUCGUCAAACAUAACAUUUUUCAGUUGCAUUACUCGACAUUAAAAUGUUUAUCAUGUCAAUGCACUAUUUCAGGAUACAUAUGCGCGGAAGAACAUAUCAAUGGUCAUCAGCACAAAAGUAGCCAUUUACUCGGUUCCAAUGAAGUGAACGUUUCUGCUGAUUUUACACUCAAGACAAAAGAUGAAUUUACUUUGUACUUGAUCAACUUUAUUGAGAUACGUCAUAAUGAUUUUUACUGUAAUUUAUGUCACGUUGAUUUGCCAUCAUCAUCUUCAGUAAAGACGCAUAUAAAAAAAAAUGAUCAUCGAAAUCUUGUGAAAAAUAAAGACUUGACUUUGAAAUUUAAAAAUCAAAAUACUUUAUACUUCACAGAGCUGUGCGUAAGGAACAGCCUUUUUCAAGUCAAUUCCAUCGAAUUAAAAUGUUUUAAAUGUAAUAAAUUUUUUGAACUGAAUAAAAGUAACGCUGAAGAACACGUGCAGAAUCAAGAUCACAAGACGAAGUGUCAACUUGUCGUUGGUAAAUCAGAAAAACAGGAAAAUUCUUCAACUCUGUCUGAUUUUAUUCCAAAUAAUAAAUUACCUGUAAUUACUAAUGAGCAAGUGUCUGAAAGUGUUUCAAAAUUUAGUGGAUUUAAAUUUUCAAAAUUAACGCCGUCCGAAUCAGAUGAUCUGAUAUGUAAAUAUUUUAAUAAUUAUAUAUUUGUAUGCGGCGAUGAUUAUUAUUGCAAUUUAUGUAAAUUAAAAUUAUCGUCGUUACACGUAAUCACGCACAUUGAAAAUUCAUUUCAUCAGAAUCUUGUGAAACUAAAAAGAGAAGGCAAGAAUAUCAUAAAUUUGCCCACUUGUAUGUCAGAUGACGUUAAAGAACUUGUAAAAAAUAAUAUUUUCCAAAUAGACUCAACUUUAUUGUCUUGUUUCACAUGCGACUGCUCUAUUUAUUCUGUGUUCAAUGCCCGAGAGCAUAUAAAUAGUGAAAAACAUAAAACAAAUAUUAAAUGUGAGAUUAAUAAAUUUUCAAGACCUAUUUCUACUAUAAGUGAUGCAAAAUCAGUUUGCGAAAACUCAGAGGAUAAAUUAGCAACGCCGAAAAAUAAAUUGAGUGAAUCGGAGAGUGACUUUUAUCAGUACUUUAUUAAUUUUAUUAUCAAAGACCGUAGAGAUUAUUUUUGUUACGCAUGUUUAAAAAGUAUGAAUUCAUUCUCGGCAGUGAAUACUCAUAUGGACAAAGAGGUUCAUAAAAAUAAAGUGAUAGAAAAAAAAAAAAGUAUGAAUAUUAUUAUAAAUAUUCCACACCUGCCUAACGUUUAUGAAAAACUUGUAAGAAAUAAUAUUAUUGCAUAUAGUAUGGAAAAACUUAAAUGUCAUACAUGUCAUUACGUUCUUCCAAGUUUUUUAGACGUAAAAUUACAUAUUGACUGUAAAGUUCAUAAGCACAAGCACGGAUUUAUUACUGUUAAAUCAUCAGGAACACAAGAUAUAUUUUUUCCUGAACCUCAAGCGUUUAAUGGCCAACCAGGCUCAUCGUCCAAUCAAUCAGCAGCCACUGAAUCAAUGCCGAGCAAUCAAAUUUUAAAUAUAUCAGACACGAAACCUCAGUCUCCGCUGACUAUAACUCCUGCUCAACUGUCAGCGGCCGAAUUAAAAGAAAGUAAAGUUACUUCGGCAUACAUUUUAUAUCGAGAUAUAUAUAAAUACAGUGAUACAAAAAAAAGUUUUGUUAUUUGUAAUGUUUGCGGUGAAAACUUGGACUCUUGUGUUCUUUUGCACGUUCAUUUAUCGGGUCAUUUCUGGAGAUUAUUUACAAAUGAAGACGUCCAAGAUUUGAUGUCUCUCCUAAAUCUUAACUCGGAAAUAAAAAUAUUUUUUUCUAAUGAUGGAAAUUCUGAGCAAGUGGUUUCAAGUCUCAUAACGAUAGAGAAGAGAAAAGCGUUGCUUAAAUAUCACUCCAAAUCCGCGGGAAAUCGGAAUUCGAAUAAAGUGAUGGCUGGGUCGAAACAAUUAUGGAUGAGUAAAACCGAUAUAAAAGCUAAAAAAGCUGAUGAUAAUCAAGAAGGUAAGAAGAGGGGAUACAAAAACGAUUUAGCGCACAUAGAUAUUUAUAAAAGUGAAAUUUCAAACAGAUUUGAUAUUUAUGAAGUGGCUGAAGAAUUACAUUACAGUAAUCAGUUGAGUUUAAAUAGAAUUUGUAUUAUCAAUGAGGAUGAAAUUUACUGCAUGAUAUGUCGUAAAAAAGUACCAUUUUCACUGCGAAUCAUCUACGAACAUUUUCGCAGUAUCGAGCACUCGUAUUUCCUGGUGCAAAUGGUCCAAGAUCACAUGAAGUUCGAGGGUAUACCGAAUGAAUUCAGUGAUCUGCAUCUCGCACGUGAAAUGAUGGAAGACAAAAGUGAUCGACAUGUUGUCUGCUACGUCUGCGAUCCUGCAAAACCUUCAGUCAUUCCAAAUACCAACGAUGCCUUGGAGAUUCACAUAAAUCAAUUUAGACAUCGAAAUAACAAAAUUAAACUGAGCAAUAACUUGCAACAAUUUAUCAGUGAUUUUAACUCGAGACUAGAAUACAGUUGGUUCAAUGUCCAAAAAUACUGGUGCGUAAUCUGCAGUAAACAGUUUAAUUUUGAAAAAAAAUUUUACUCACAUUUGAAUUCUAAAAAGCAUCACAAAAAGUGCGCGAAACUUGUCGAGUUUGAAAAACUUCUGUGUGAUUUUUGUCCCACAUGUGGGCUACUAUUCUACGGAUUCAAAAAUACAUUCGCUUAUCACUCGGAUUGUGAAUCUCACAAAUAUUAUGCCGAUAGAUCUUUCUAUCUAAUAACACGACUGCCGACUGCUGUUGAAGAAAUGCUGAUCAAUGCAGACGAAGUUGUGUCUUCAAAGAUGGAAACAUUAGAGUGGGAAGUCGAAUUAAUGAAGCAAGAAGAAGAGUCACUAAUAAAAGACUUAGAGAUAACUAUAAAAGAUUAUGUGGAUGCCAAAAUUCAUGUCUUUGGUUCCCGGAAAACUGGAUUAGGAUCAAUGACUAGUGAUCUUGAUAUUUUUCUCGAUUGUGAUGAUUUGUAUCAGAAAGGAACUUCUGAUAAUGACACGUCGAUUUUCUUGAGAGAAGUCGAACAUUCUUUGAAGAGGAAUGAAGAUAUAUGGACGGUCAAUAGAACAGUUUUGGAUUGUCGGGUUCCAAUUAUUAAAAUAACUCAUAAACUUACAGGCAUUGAUUGUGAUAUAUCGUUCAUAAAUGGGCUUACAGUUGAAAGUUCCAAAAUGAUUAAAACGUACGUCGAUAAAUAUCCUCUAUGCAAAAAACUAAUUUUAUUUAUAAAAGACUGGAUAAAUAUAUGUAAUCUUAAUGGCGAAAGCGGAAUAUGUAAUUAUGCUGUCGCUUGGAUGGUAAUUUAUUAUUUACAAACAAAGUUUAUAUUACCAAACGUUGCUGAGUUGAUAAAACUUGAGGGAAAGUCUCAAAGAAUUGGUGGUUGGGAGACAGGAGCUUCCAAAGAUUUUACUCUAUCAGAUAUUAGUAAUAUUUAUAAUUUCAAAGAUUUAUUACGGGGAUUUUUCAUAAUGUGCGCGGGCUUUGAUUAUCGAAAUAAUAUAUUUUGUCCACUUCUGGGUCGUCCAAUUAAAAAAAUAGAUUUUGUUAUGUCGGAAAAGCUUAAAGAUUUGCCUAAUGAAAUGGAACCUUACAAAAAUUACCUUAAUAAAAAUAAAAAAGCUGAAAGUUUACGGUUGGAUUCAGUGAUAACUGUCCAGGAUCCAUUUGAUUUGAGCAACAAUCUUACUAAAGCUGUUAAAAAAUCUACCAUGUAUCGUUUUAAAACUUAUUCCUCAUUGAGCGCUAAAAAGUUUAUGAUUAAUUAAAUGAUUUAUUAUUUGUAUUUUUUUUUUCAACGCAGCUCAAAUAAUUAAAAGCUCAAGUUUUUUUUCUUUAUUAACAGUAUUUUAUUCCAAAUACAGCGGGUACAAUCGUUAAUUAAUUUCUAAGAUUAUUAUUAUAAAAAAAAAGGUUGUUUAUUAUUUAUUUAUUAAUUUUUUCUUUGAUUUAUAUAAAUAAUAAGUGCCUUGAAUUGAAACGUUUAAUCAAAAAUAUGAUAAC